Molecule: messenger RNA, 2384 nt
Organism: Musa acuminata AAA Group (dessert banana)
Lineage: Eukaryota; Viridiplantae; Streptophyta; Magnoliopsida; Zingiberales; Musaceae
Product: putative disease resistance RPP13-like protein 1
Exons: 1
Biological process (GO): defense response to other organism
Source: RefSeq, a predicted model, not a curated record
UUAGGGGAUUAAGGGAGAGGGAGAUUGAGAGAAAAACUUAAUCUCUCACUUGACUCAAAUUGAGAGAAAAACCUUAAUCUCUCAAUUGACUGAGAUGCUACUCAGAUGCGCACUUGACCCCUAGAGGUCUUAUCUAUCAGAUGCGCACAAAUGAUAUAUCAGAUGAUAUAUGAUGAUAUCUUUAGCCCCUAGAGGUCCUGUCUAUUUAUAGGCGAGAGCAGAGGGUCUAGGAUAAGUUAUUAGGAGAGUUCCUUCCAUCAAGGUUAUCUCCUAAAGAAUUCUACUUUAAUAUGGACUUCUUUUCUAUUGGCCAAUAACCAUAAUCAGAAUCUAAUAAUAUCUAUAAUAUAUCUUACCUAAUUAAAUAGGGCCACAUAAUCUAACAGACGGUGCUGUCCUACAACCUCAGCCCAUUACCUGAAGAGGAGUGUCAAUUGUUGUUUGAACAUCAUGCGUUUGGAAGCCAAAAUCUUACUGAUAACCUAAAUUUAGUUGCUAUUGGGAAGAGGCUCACAAAAAAACUCAAAGGCAUGCCAUUGGCCGCUAAGAUGAUCGGUAAACUUCUAUGCACUGAGAAAAAUGAGGAGAAAUGGCAUGCCAUCUUGCAGAGUGGUGUUUGGGAAUCCACUGGUUUGGAUGGUGUGGUUUCAUCAGCUCUUAGACUAAGCUACUAUGGUUUGCCUACAUGUUUGAGGGUAUGUUUCACGUACACCGCAUUGUUUCCCAAAGGAUACCUGUUCAAGAAGGAUCGACUGGUUCAGCUGUGGAUGGCCCAGGGUUUUAUCCAACCUAUGGGACGAAAACUCCCAGAAGACAUUGGUGUGGAGUAUUUCGAUGAGUUGUUGAGACGAUCAUUCUUUCAGCAAAUAGGGGCUAAUGAACAUGUGUUUACUGUGCAUGACCUAAUUCAUGAUCUUGUGCAAACUAUUGCAAGCAAGGAAAUAUGUAGGAUAAAGAACGAGAAUUUUAGCUUUGUUACCUCAGAAGCAAGACAUUUAUCGUUGUGUCCUGAAGAACUUGGGCCAUUCAUUCGCUCCUGCAACAGACCCAGGGUUUUACGAACCUUUCUAAUUGUGCAUAGAGUAUUAGAUACUUGUGAUGUUGACUAUGUGUGGAGCAAAGCUUGCUCACCUUUGAGUAUGCCGAAUGACCUUUUUGUUGGCUUGAAGUUCUUGCGCACUCUGGAUCUGAGUGAAACCCCUAUUGUAAGUUUGCCAGAAUCAAUCGACAGCGUUAUACAUUUGCGCUACCUUGGUCUCAGACAUACAAAAAUUAGAAGAUUACCUGAAUCUUUGUGUGGUCUUUACAAUCUGCAGACGUUGGACCUGAGAGAUAGUGAGAAACUAGAAGAAUUGCCCAAGAGCAUAACAAAUGUCACCAACCUGCGUCAUCUUUAUCUGCCAAGAUAUGUUUCAAUUAUUCCAAUGCCACAGGGAAUUGGAAAGUUGACUAAUCUUCAGACACUAUCAACAUUUUAUGUUGACCAUGGAGAGCAAAACUGUGCAAUAAUGGAGCUGAAGGACUUGGUAAAUCUCAGAGGAAAAUUCGAGAUUGCUGGACUGCACAACGUGGCAAGUGUAGACUAUGUCGAGGAUGCUUUAAAGGAUCUAAGACACAUUGCAAAACUGAUUCUGUCCUCUGGCAACAAUUAUGACUAUGGGAACCUUGGUGAAUUUGAUUUCAGCCUGUUUGACAGAGUUGUUGAGGAUAACCAAUCAUUAAGCAACGUGCAUGAUGAGCUUCAGACUUCCACAGAAAAUGUUGUACAAGUCUCAGUACCUAAAGAAAUAUGUAAUGGUUUGGAGACGACUGUUUUUGACAGACUUCGUCCUCAUACAAAUCUGAUGGAGCUGGUUGUGCGUUCUUACGACAGUUUGCAAUUUCCCAACUGGAUGGGCGAUGCUUCCUUUUCCAAUUUAGCCUCUGUUGAACUUGAAUUUUGCAGCAAAUGUGAAGUCCUCCCACCACUAGGCCAGCUGCCACUGCUCAGGCACCUUGCUUUUAAUGAGUUAUCAGGCUUAGAGAACAUAGGUCAGGAGUUUUGUGGCCAUGAUGAUAUGAUCAGGAUUAAGGGGUUUCCCUCUCUGGAGACGCUUCAAUUCAGAAGUAUGUACAGGUGGCAGGAAUGGUCUUAUGUAGAGGAUGGUUCAUUCCCUCGCCUUCGUCAUCUUGAGUUGAAUUACUGUCCUAAGUUAAGGAGACUGCCACACAUCCUCCCUUCAUUAGUGAAUUUGGUAAUUUGGCACUGCCCAGAGCUGAUGGCCCUCCCGAUGCUACCAUCACUUACAAGGUUGGAAGGCUGUUGUAAUGAGAUGAUAUGGUCCUCCAUGCCCCAAGAUCUGAUCUCCAGGCUUCAGGACCUGAGUAUUUGUGAAUCCGAGGAC